AUGUCAUCGAUCGCUCUAGAGACCCCCUUGGCCGAAGCGCUAAGCAGUGCAGUACACUCGAAGAUAGUUGACGAAGGAUGGACACAAGAGGAUGAUACGUCACUAGCGGAGUAUAUCGUGUUGAUGCUCGCAAAUGGAAAGACACAAGAUCAGAUUGCCUCUGAACUUGCAGGCGAAUUAUUACAAGACGCGAAAGGCACCACCGAAUUUGCGCAGUGGUUAUUUGACCAGGUCAACGCUCUCUCGAACGGCGCUUCUGGCCCAGUUCCGCCAGAGACUUCGCAGUCCUCGGAACAAGUAGCUGAGGCUGCCGCGACAGCUUCAUCAGCAGGCAAUGGAGUUUCUGCCAUUCCCGCCGCGUAUGAUCAGGAUAUGGCUGACAAUGCCCCGGAGAAUGCACCUCGCGGACCCAAAGGCCUCCACGGUGGCCGGCCAGCUGGCAGAGGUGGACGUGGCGGACCUGGUAAUAAGGGCGGUGAUUCAGUGCUACAUCGAACUCGAGGCAACGACCGGAUAAAUACACACUCGAUGCGAGGCGCGCCAAAAGGUCCUCGGAAUAUUCAAAACCGUGACCUUCGCCCGGGCAUGCAGAAGGCUUUGAACGGAAUGAACAUGUCUGGCCAAGGCAUGCAGAACCCAAUGAUGAUGAAUAAUGGCCAACCAGGUCAACCAAUGAUGCAUAUGACACCUCAACAACAGAUGGAAUUCAUGGCUAUGAUGGAACAGCAAACCCGUAUGCUCGCUCAGUUCACGGGCAUGAUGCCUGGUGCUGGGUUCGGCCAAGGCAUUAAUCAACAGAACGGCCAGGGUCGUUCACUUUUUGAUAGAGUUGAACCAGGGCGCGGGCGCGGAGGGACUCGAGGUCGAGGACGAGGCGGCCACCAAAAUGGUCAUGGCAAGGGCACCAAGCCUGACGGCGACGUGAGCAUGGAGGGUGACGGACAGGCAACCGCUCCCGACGGCUCAGCAACAGAGGUUGAGCAACAAGCGGACGGGGAGAGAAAACCACAAGACCCAUCAAACACCAUGUGCCAUUUCAACCUUCGCUGCACCAACAAAGACUGUGCCUAUGCUCAUCAGUCGCCCGCCGCCCCAGAGUCCACGGUAGUCGACAUGUCUGAUACCUGCUCAUUCGGUGCGGCUUGCAAGAACUCGAAAUGUGUGGCAAAACACCCCUCCCCUGCUCAGCGAGGAGCAUUUCAAGCUCAGGAGACAUGCAAGUUCUUUCCAAAUUGCACGAAGCCGAAUUGUCCGUUCAAGCAUCCCACCAUGCCUCUGUGCCGAUUCGGAUCUAAUUGCAAGACUCCCAAUUGCCAGUUUACUCAUCUACAAGUACCCUGCCGAUUCCACCCGUGCACGAACCUGCGAUGUCCAUACAAGCACGAACCCGGCCAACAGAAAGCCACCAGCCUGGCGGACUAUAGCUGGACUCCAGACAAGCCAAAUCAGUCAGAUGGGUCUAAGGAACACCUUAGCGACAGGAAGUUCGUGGACGACCAAGCGGGAGAGGAGGAACUCGUCAGGCCUGAUGGAGGAGUUGCUGCGGAGGCAAACGGUAAUGUUGGUAUGAGGGAGGAGGUGAUCACUUAG
Molecule: messenger RNA, 1590 nt
Organism: Exophiala spinifera
Lineage: Eukaryota; Fungi; Ascomycota; Eurotiomycetes; Chaetothyriales; Herpotrichiellaceae
Exons: 2
Coding region: 1-1590 (529 amino acids)
Biological process (GO): regulation of mRNA stability
Cellular component (GO): cytoplasm; nucleus
Molecular function (GO): poly(A) binding
Source: RefSeq, a predicted model, not a curated record